Molecule: messenger RNA, 826 nt
Organism: Owenia fusiformis
Lineage: Eukaryota; Metazoa; Annelida; Polychaeta; Sabellida; Oweniidae
Source: the annotation of a GenBank genome assembly
CUUUUUGACUAUCAUCAAACCAUUUUUGGUGGUAAGCAUUCAAAUAUGGAUUGGAUCAAGUGGAUUGGUUUCGUGUAAAUUUUGUGGAUUGGGUUAGAUUGGAUCAGGAAUUCAAAAAGUAUGGAGUUUCUGAAAUUUCAUGAAACUUUUACUACAUUUAUGAUCUCAAAAACUUGAUUACUGGAAUGUGGACUGUGGAGGCAUGAUACAAGUUGAUAAUUAUCUGCCAUAUAAUAUUAGAGUGUUGUAUAUAAUAAAUACAUGUAUAAAACAAUUACAUCAUAAAUAAAAUAUUGCUAAAAUAUAUGUAAUUAACCCCAGACCAUUAACGGCCCAUAGGACACUGAGGACAUUACCUAAACAGGUGAUGCCAUGAUAAUCUAGUGGGAUCCAUGGCUUCACAACGAUCUUUGUAUCGAGUUGCUACAAGUAUCUGCCACUCAUAUGGUGAAUACCAGCCCAUUUCUGCGCACACAGCAAGGUUGAGGGGUGUACAAUCCAGGGUACAGUUUAUACAGGGUGACUCAAUUUAUUUAUGUAGUCACAUACAAAUAAAUGUAGUUGUACAGUAUGUAUCAUAUGUUCAAGCAUCUGCUUGCAAACUCUGGAAAUUCCACAUUUUGAAAAUGCUCCAUCCUCUCCACCUUUUACAUGAAACCAACCCAAUUCAAUCCAUUCUAACGAUACAAUCCAUACCUUAAUGGUAGAAUCUUUUAUUGCUUAUUGCUUGUUAUCAGGACUUAUUGCAUCAGUUGUACUGAGAUUUUUUGUUGUUGUCGUUGUUUAUAGUUUGCAUAAUAAUACAAAAAAUAAAGGGGUUUAUCAC